CAACAUCAUGCCAGACGACGACAACAAGAAGACGCGCCACGUCUCUUCGCUCAACGCCAAACUUUUGGCGCACGGCUACGCGAAGCGUCCUCUCAAACUCGACCGCCUCUCCGAGUCUGAGCAGGUGCACGUCGCCAAUGUCAUCACGGAGCUGCUUGGGUCGUCCGUAACCAACCUCUCGGCUAUCGAGGAGCUGAACGGACGCCUGCGGACUAUUGAGUACGAGCGGGAUCGGUUGUACAAAUCAUCGGAGCGCUUCGAAACUCGAUGUGCGCGCCUCGAGGCUGAACUCUCGGCGUCCAAGGCCCGCGAGACCUCUAGCGCGCACGCGCUCGCCACGGAACAGGAGGUAACAAAGAGCCUGAGGAACGAUGUCGAGCGGGGGCGGAAAGCGAUUGAGUCUCUCCGCGUUGCGGCGGGACAGGAGGCCAAGCGCGCACAGCUCAAGGCCGACAAGCUGCGCGACCAGCUAGCGCGGCAACCCAUCCCGCCCAUCUUUGAGCUACUGAACCCUGUCGCGCGCGGUGCUUCGGCGCCUGCUGCCCCUGGUGCCCUUCCGUUGCUAGAAGCGGGGUUGAGGGACCUCUCGGACCUGCGUGCCAGUUUGCAAGAGGAGGCCGAGGCCUUCCGCCACGUCGUCGUCUCCACCGCCAACGGGCUGAGCGAAGCACUGGCAGCGUCCGAAGGGAAGGAAUCACGCGUGCUUUUGCCCAACCAGUUCUUCGAUGGUGGGUAUACCGCGCACCCCGCCAUCGCGGAUGCCAAGCUGCGGGCCCUUGUCGGUGAGGUGCGGUCGCGCCUGACCAUGGAUAUGGCGCGAGGAGCCGGAGAAGAGGACCCCGAGGACAUCGAGGCGCACGCCCGAGCCGAGAGGGAACGGGCAAAGGCGGAGGCGGAUCUCCGGGACCGUGUCAAAGACCUCGAGGUAGAGAUCGCCAUUGUGCGUGGGCGUGAGGAGGAAGCGCGGCGAGUCGCGGACGAAGCGGCUAAGCUGAACGUACAUGCGAGUGUGCCUUCGACUACCGACUUUGAGGACGCUCGCUUGCGUGAGGAGCUCGUCCGCCAGAAGCGCGUGCUGGACGCCGAGCGUGCCCAGCUCCGCGAUGAGGCCAUGCGUCUCCAUGAACAACAGCUCGCAUUUGAAGCAGAGCGCGCAUUGGCCGAGGCACGGGCUGCCGAGUUGCGUGCCGCUGAACGGGCGGCAGAGGAACGACUGGCUGCGGAAACAACCGCCCGUCUGGCCGCACUGGAGCUGUCGAGCGAGGCGGCCAAGCCCACCGUUUCCACCUCGUCGUCAUCCUCCUUUCUGUCCAUAUCCGCCGCCCCUCCCCACCCCGCCCCGACCCGCCCGACUGGACACCCGGCUGCGCCUACAACGCCACGGAAACACGUCCCCGCCCGGCCAUCGCCUCUCUCGCCGCACUCCGCAGGCGCGCUCAAGAGGCAGGUAUCGCCCAAGAAGCCAAAGCUGUACACGAAGAAGCGGCCUAGCCUCGCGCGCGCCGUAAUGGACAGGCAACACAGGCGGAGCGUGGAGGCCGCAAGUCCGCGCCUGCCCGUGUCUACAGCAGCGAAGAGAGACGCAUCUCUCCGUUCGAGCUUCUCAUCAGGCGCUAGCUCUGGGUCUGGCGGGGUGUUGGGCGAAGGCGGGAAGAAGGGAAAUGCAGCGGGAUCUGCGGGCGAGGCGCCCAAGCGGAAGUCGUCCUCCCUCACCGCCGGAACUGCCGCCUCCUUGGCGCGGAGCGCCAGGAAGCCGGAGGUGGCGCUGGGUAAGAGGAAGGCGGCGGGAGCGUGGCGAUAGCGCCUGCUCGUUGGCAUUUGUAACAUGUUAUCCGUGCGUAGUGGGUAGCGGCAAGCGCAGAUGGCGGCUCUGUAGUCUUAUAUCUUGCUGCUAGGCGUUAGGACCGAGAUGGCAGUAAUCCCCUACGUCACUCUCGUCGCAUGCUG
Cutaneotrichosporon oleaginosum is the source of this 1947-nucleotide messenger RNA. RefSeq lists its product as uncharacterized. The record is from RefSeq and is a predicted model, not a curated record. Lineage: Eukaryota; Fungi; Basidiomycota; Tremellomycetes; Trichosporonales; Trichosporonaceae.